AUGACUAGUUUGGAACGUCAAAAUGACGUGUGCUUGCUACCUGGGCAAGAUAUUCUGCUGGCGACUGGUAAACUAGCAACGGAUGUUCUUUCAUCGUUAAGGCUUAUUACAGAAGACUAUGUAUUAGAAUUUGAGUUUUCCGGGAGAGACGCAAACGGCUGUAGAGUAAUGAGCUUAUUAGACAAAUCUAGAGAUCAAGAUGCCUAUUAUUUUGAAGGUGAUAUUGUCAUUUCGGGCAUUUCAGGCCGUCUGCCUGAAUCAUCAAAUAUUGAAGAAUUUAAGGAAAAUUUAAUGAAAGGGACAGACAUGGUCACUGAGGACGAGCGACGUUGGAAACCGGGUCUUUACGGUUCACCUUCUAGAUUUGGCAAACUUAAAAAUCUUCACAGUUUCGACGCUUCUUUCUUCAAGAUAUCUCCUAAACAAGCGCAUGUAAUGGAUCCGCAACUUCGCAUUAUGUUAGAAGUGACACAUGAGGCAUUGAUUGACGCUGGUGUCAAUCCUUCCACCUUGAAAAAAUCGCGUACCGGGGUGUUCAUUGGUGUUUCCACUUCCGAUGCGAAUGAUUUUUGGAAAACCAAGCCGGACGGAUAUGAAUGGCUCGGAAGUAGCAUAGCAAUGAUGGCAAACAGAAUCUCUUAUACCUUCGAUUUAAUUGGACCCAGCUUUUCGGUGGAUACACUUUGUUCUUCAUCUUUGACUGCUAUGCAUCAGGCAGUCGUGGCGAUACGCACUGGCGAUUGCGACGCAGCGAUCAUUGGCGGAUUGAAUAUUGUGCUUAAUCCGGUUCACUAUCUUCAUUAUCAUAAAAAGAAUAUGCUAUCCACAGAAGGUAAAUGUAAAUCAUUCGACAUCUCAGCUGACGGUUACGUGAAAGCCGAAGCAGUGGUCGCAAUAUACCUGCAGAAAAUGACAGACGCGCGCAGAGUAUAUGCUACAGUAAUGAACACAAUGAUAAACACGGACGGCUACAAGCCCGAAGGCAUCAUGUAUCCGAAUGGUGACAUUCAGUACCUGAUGUUGCAGAAAAUAUACAAUGAGGUGAAUAUUGAUCCCAAAGACAUAGUUUACGUGGAGGCGCAUGGUAGCGGUACCAGAGCGGGUGAUCCGGAGGAGCUCGGUGCCAUCGAUAAGUUGUUUUGCAAAGACAGAAAGACACCGCUGUUAAUCGGCUCGGUUAAAUCAAAUAUGGGACACGGCGAAGCUGCCAGUGGACUGUGCGCGAUCGCCAAGGUGCUGAUUGCGAUGGAAACCGGUGCGAUUCCGGCGAAUCUGCACUUUGUUACUCCAAAUCCAAAGAUUCCCGCGUUGACCAAGGGACGUAUUCGCGUACUUGACAAAGCUACGUCAUGGAACGGCGGUUUUGUGGGUAUCAAUUCAUUUGGCGCCGGUGGUACGAAUUCGCACGUCAUUCUGCGCAGCAAUUCGAAGGUAAAAAUAUCAUUAGAUACCGUAGAGCACCUAUUGCCGAAGCUGGUCGCCGUAUCGGGCCGUACAAAAGAAGCUGUACAGGUAUUAUUGAACAAGGCAAACGAGCAUCGACAAGACAAUGAGUUUUUAUCUCUACUGUACUCCGUGCAUAGUGAUAACAUACCGAAUCAUAACAUUCGUGGCUAUGAAAUACUCGCUUAUGAUAGUACGCGCGAGAUUGUCGAGGCGAAUUAUGACGAGAAACGUCCCGUUUGGUUUUUAUUUUCCGGUAUGAAUACUCAGUGGCCGGGUAUGGGACGCGAAUUGCUUGACAUCGAAACGUGCCAGCGUAGUCUACAACGAUGCGCUGAUGUAUUAAAGGAACACAAUGUUGAUCUAAUGAAUAUCAUCAUUAACGGUACGGAUGAAACAUACGAAAACGUCAUGGUUGCUACCGUGUCAAUCGUGGCCAUUCAAAUCGCUCUCGUCGAUAUGUUAAUAUUUAUGGGUGUGCAACCAGAUGGUAUAAUUGGACACUCCCUUGGCGAAAUAAGUUGCUCGUAUGCCGAUGGUGCGUUUACCCUAGAGCAAACAAUUUUGGCAGCCUAUUAUAGAGGCAAGUCGAUUAUAGAAUCCAAUUUGGAACCAGGCGCUAUGGCGGUGGCAAAUUUGAAUUGGGAGGAAGUCAAGAAGAUGUGUUUAAACGAUAUCGUUCCAGCCUGUCAUAAUUCCGAGGAUUUGGUUACCAUUUCUGGUCCACCCGUAUCUGUGAAAAAGUUCGUAGAGGAACUGAACAGCAAAGAUGUGUUUGCCAAAAUGAUCAAAUGCUGUGGCGUUGCUUAUCACAGUAAAUACAUUGCUCCAGCUAAAUCCAAAUUUCGCGCUUCCCUCGAUAUGAUUGUGCCGAAGCCAAAGAAAAGAUCUACCAGAUGGAUUUCUAGUUCGGUACCCGAGGUCGCAUGGGAUAGCCCACUCGCACAAUUUUGUUCACCGGAGUAUCACGUGAACAAUAUGCUGUCACCUGUGCUUUUUCAGGAGGCGAUUAUGCAUAUCCCGAAGAAUGCGAUAACCAUCGAAAAUCGCGCCACAUUGCUUGCUACAGACGAUUCUGCGUAA
Molecule: messenger RNA, 2526 nt
Organism: Camponotus floridanus (Florida carpenter ant)
Lineage: Eukaryota; Metazoa; Arthropoda; Insecta; Hymenoptera; Formicidae
Product: fatty acid synthase-like
Exons: 5
Coding region: 1-2526 (841 amino acids)
Biological process (GO): fatty acid biosynthetic process
Molecular function (GO): fatty acid synthase activity
Source: RefSeq, a predicted model, not a curated record